Molecule: messenger RNA, 1123 nt
Organism: Symbiodinium pilosum
Lineage: Eukaryota; Dinophyceae; Suessiales; Symbiodiniaceae
Source: the annotation of a GenBank genome assembly
GAGCCUGCUUCAACACUACGCUUCAUGGCAGCGCAGGCAGGGAAACUCAGCCUUGGAGUCUCUUUGCCUCGUGGCUGUGGCGCGGCGUCUCUCCAUGGAAGGAAGAAGUGAAGAAGCUGUAGAGCUCCUGCGAGAGGCCGCUAGGAGGCUGCCUCUGGAAGCAGCUGCUGACGGAGUUUGGCGGGCUUGCGGGGGCGACCCGGAGGAGCUGCCGAGGAAAGCCUGGAAGAUUCGAUCUGGGAACGCUUAUGCCAAGGAGUUGCGGCUUCUGCAGCAUAUCUUACGGGUUGUGCCUCCUGGCUCGGACAACAUCUUGGAGGUCAUGGAGUCGUAUGGCAGGGACGAGCUGCCCAGCUUCAGCAAGUGGCUAAAGAUCGCCGGAGGCGAGAAGGCUCAGCUGCUAUCAGCCGCAGCAGAAGCCAGUCCCAAAGGAGUGGCGCUGGAGCUGGGUCUCUACUGCGGCUUCUCUGCGCUGCGAUUGAGCUCCCAGAUGCCGGUAGUCUCUGUCGAAGCCGACUUGGCCCACGCCCUCAUUGCAGAAGCGGUGCUCAACUUUGCAGAGGCGGCCCACAAGGUUGAAAUCGUGGUUGGUCAUACUGAGGAGAUGCUUCCUUGGCUGAUUCGCCGGAUGAAGCCGAGCCAGACUCAAGUUGGCUUCGUAUUCAUGGACCAACGCGGCUCCAGGUACCAUGCCGAUCUUGACCUGUUGAUUCAGUCCGGAGUGCUGAAGGAUGGUGCCAUGGUCGUAGCGGACAACGUUCUCAAGCCCGGGGCGCCGCGUUUCCUCUGGGCGCUGGCACAGCACUCCGCUCUCGCCACUCACAUUCUGGAAGUGGAAGAGUAUGCGAUGCCAAACGUGCCAGACUGGAUGACAACGAGCAUCUACCGUGACACAGCUGGAUCAUGUGAAGCGCUGGUCUGCGAGGCGCCUGGAGCCAUCAGACAGCUGGAGUGGGAGGCCGAACAGAUGCGAAGCAGAAGCCAUGAACCGCAGCAUGGGGGCAGCGGAGUUGAUUUCGGCCAAUGGUUGGCCUUCUCGAAUGCCAUGGCAUGCUCAGUCACAGAGGCUCUCUCUUUGAAAGUGACGCGCUUUUCCCAUAGCCUUGCGCGCGGCGGCAUGAGA